AUGGACUACGACGAGUAUGGAGAUUAUGACGACGAAAAUGACUUCAUGGACGUUGAGGAGGCCAUUGAAGUUCCGGAUAAAAAAGCAAAGAAAUGUGAGUUUAGAUGUCUAGUGUAAUAUAAUUUUUUCUUUUAUUUUCGACGAGCUAAAAGGUCUGUCUACUGCAAUUAUUGUCUAAUUAUCUCGUUUUAGCUGAUGUCGUCGACAUUUUGAAUGAUUUGGCCGAUGGCGAGGGGAAGGACGGGUUGAAGAAAGGCCGAGUUGAGCCGAAGGUCAGAAAACCCAUGGGAAGUCGAAUUUUCUUGACUGAACGAAGACUGACUGCUCCAACUGGCAUCCGAGCGUUGAUCAACAGCUUUAAGGGCUAUAAACCACGAACUGGAGGAAAGAAUCCGGUAAGUCUUUAAUUUCUUGUUGUCUUCGAAGUUUAGGUACCUCCUGAUAAUUAAUGUCCAAAAUAUUUUUUGGAGUUGCAGCGCAUUUGAACAGGUGGUGUAUCUGUAAAGUAGAGGACAGAUUUUCCCGUAAUGGAGAUUUUUUCAAUGCGUUUGUAAAUUUUCGCAAAAUUUUUUAUCAGACGGCUAGUGCAAUGUAAGAAUUGGAUCUCUGGCUAAGUAGGAGCAACGUUUUUACGUCGCUUAGAAUUUUUCGAGCUAGUUUUGAUAAGGUUCUAAAUUUUUUGACUCUUUCGGCCAUUUUUUCAAAGAUUUUUUUGCAGUUUUGAAUUAAAUUCUUUUAUCUUACCUACUUCAAUAUCCAUCCUUAAAUUUCUUCUUUCAGUACGCCGAUCUCAAGGAUAUCAUGAAGAAAAUGGAGUUGUGGGCCCACAGUGUUGCUCCGAAUAUGGAAUUCAACGAUUUUAUCGCGAGGGCUCAGACGCUGGGACGGAAAAGAGCGGUGACGGUAUGGAUAAUACAGGGUGGGGCAUCUUUGUGGCCCGAUUUGAAUUGGCUAUAACUUCUUUAGUUUUUGGCCAAAUUUUAAAAUUCUUUUUUUCCCUGAAUCGUCAGCCAACCCCAUUUUGUUUGAUACCAAAUACGUUAUACAUAGGUAAGUGUCAUCUACAGUUAUUGGAUUUAUUCUUGGAGUUCAUUUUUUUGGUCGUUUUUCGGUUGUUUUUUCGGUCUUUCCCGGUGUGUCCGAAAAUGGAGUCCGGUGCGGAAGAAAAAGCUUGGUCUGUGGUUUGGUAUAGCAAGUACGGUUCGGCAAUAAAUUUUCAAACGGGGAUACCGCAUGAAAUACGGACGUAAUGCCUAACCUCCAGAUUGCAAGACAAUUCGACGUUCGUGGUAUAAGUUCCUUGAGACUGGCAGCGUUAACAGGAAACAAAAAAAGCAGGAAACAUGAGUUCGAACGGAGCUGAAAAUUUAAGAAGUUUUGUCAAAAUUCCGAAAAACCCCGCAUAUCAGUACACGAAGCUUGGCCAGAACCGAGGGAAUGCCUUCAGAAAGGACCAUUCGACGAACUCUGGAGGUUGAUCUUCACUUUUUGUUCUUAUUCUCAUCGUCGAUUUUCGGGAGGGGAAAUUCCACCGUAUUUUUCUUCCGCACCGUACUCCAUUUCCGGACACACCGGGAAAGACCGAAAAAACAACCGAAAAACGACCGAAAAAAUGAACUCCGAAAAUAAAUCCAAUAACUGUAGAUAUACACUUACUAUGUAUAACAUAUUUGGUAUCAAACAAAAUGGGGUUGGCUGACGAUUCAGGGAAAAAAAGAAUUUUAAAAUUUGGCCAAAAACUAAAGAAGUUAUAGCCAAUUCAAAUCGGGCCACAAAGAUGCCCCACCCUGUAUAAUUUUUUCAUAAAAAAAUCAAUCUGUCUAAUUUCUUUUUUAUUUUCAGACUCACAUGCUUAAAAUACGAAAUGGUAUGGAAUACUUUGAGGAGGACGAGGAAUCCGAAAAAAAUGAUAAUGAUGAGGGCGGAAAGGAGAAAGUCAGCAAGCCCAAAGCCAAGAAAGAUGCCGGUGAACCUAUUCAUUUCUGUUGA
Messenger RNA from Bursaphelenchus xylophilus (pine wood nematode), 1989 nucleotides. The record is from the annotation of a GenBank genome assembly. NCBI's taxonomy places the organism in Eukaryota, Metazoa, Nematoda, Chromadorea, Rhabditida, Aphelenchoididae.